Messenger RNA from Oryza sativa Japonica Group (Japanese rice), 1878 nucleotides. RefSeq names its product carnosic acid synthase. NCBI's taxonomy places the organism in Eukaryota, Viridiplantae, Streptophyta, Magnoliopsida, Poales, Poaceae. Gene Ontology annotation, molecular function: iron ion binding; heme binding; oxidoreductase activity, acting on paired donors, with incorporation or reduction of molecular oxygen. The record is from RefSeq and is a predicted model, not a curated record.
AAAGAAUUCUUGAAUGGCUGCUAGCUUCUCCAUCAAAAGAGGCCAACAGAUGAAAGCCUAGUACACGACUCAAGCGAAAAUGUUCAGUUAAAUUAUUGUCCUCUUAAUUUCUGUCACGGUGUCACUUCACAUCAAAUCAUAAAACGCAUACUCUUCAACGGGUAAUGCUUUUAUAUUUCCAUAUGGAUCGAGAUCGAUCGGCAGUACAGGUUCAUUCAUUCUCCAAAGUCCAGCGUUCAUCAAUGGCCAUCUUCAUCGGAUGCAUCUGUUCACUUGCACUCUUGCUGCUCUGCUCCCAUGUCUUCCAGCUUCUCUCAGACGCUCGCCGCCGUCUUCCACCGGGCCCGAGGCCGCUUCCGGUCAUCGGCAACCUCCUCGACGUCGCCGGUGAGCUCCCGCACCGCUCGUUGGCGUGCGUCGCCGAGCGGUACGGCCCGCUGGUGACGCUCCGCCUGGGCACGAUGCUCGCCGUCGUGGCCUCCUCGCCGGCCACGGCGCGCGACGUCCUGCACAGGCACGGCGCCAGCAUCACCGACCGGGGCACGCCGGACGCGUGGAGCACCGACGGGCACGACGGCAACUCCAUCUUCGCGUUCCCGACGCGCCACCACCGGUGGCGCGCGCUGCGCCGGCUCGGCGCCGAGCAGCUGUUCUCGCCACGGCGGGUCGAGGAGCAGCGCCCGCUGCGCCGAGACGCCGUGCGCGGCCUCCUCCGCCACGUGGCGGAGCUGGCUGCGGCGUCCGGCGGAGGCGGCGCGGCGGUGGUCGACGUCGGGAGGGCGGCGUUCGCGGCCAUGGCGAGCCUACUGUUCGGGGCGCUGUUCUCGGCGGGCAUCGACGCCGCGACGUCGUGCCGGUUCCGCGACGCGGCGCGGGAGUUCGCGCUGCUGACGAUGACGCCCAACGUGUCGGAGUUCUUCCCGGUGGUGGCCAUGGCCGAUCUGCAGGGCCUGCGGCGAAGGACGGCGAGGCACAUCACGUGGAUGUACCAACUGAUCGACGGCCAUGUCGAACGGCGGAUGCGUGGCCGGGAAACGGCCGGUGGCUGCGGCGCCGCGCACGGGGAGAAGGAGAAGGACCUGCUUGAUGUGAUGCUGGACAUGUCGGAGAAAGAGGAGCAGAAUGACGACAGCAGCCUCACCAUGAACCGGGGUGUGAUAAGAGCAUUUAUGGCCGAUUUACUAAUGGCGGGCAGUGAAACAAGCUCAGCUGUAAUAGAGUGGGCAAUGGCCGAGCUACUGCAGAAUCCUCAAACUAUGACAAAAUUACAAGAAGAGCUCAAAAAGGUCAUUGGCUCAAAAACUUGCAUAGAUGAAGAAGACAUCGACCAACUUCCCUAUCUUCAAGCAGUCAUCAAGGAAACACACAGGCUACAUCCAGCCAUACCACUGCUAAUGUACAAAGCAGCCGUCCCAGUUGAAAUACAAGGGUAUAAAAUCCCCAAAGAAACCACUGUGAUAGUAAAUACAUGGGCAAUUCAUCAGAAUUCAGAGGUUUGGAUUGAACCAGACAAGUUUAUACCAGAGAGAUUCCUACAAAAGGAGAUCAGUUUGUCAUCAGGUAGUACCAACAUGGAACUUAUUCCAUUCAGUGCCGGACGACGUUUCUGCCUCGGAUAUCCGGUAGCAAAUAGAAUGCUGCAUGUUAUGCUUGCCUCGCUAGUUCAUCAGUUUCAGUGGACACUGCCUGAAGUAGUGAAGAAGAACGGUGGCGUAGACAUGGCAGAAAAGUUUGGAAUAACACUGUCUAUGGCGACCCCCCUACAUGCUAUAGCAAAGAAUAUUGUGUAAUGUGUAAUUUGUGUAAUGUAUUCCCGAAUAAAAUGUGUCAUUUAUCCUAAAAUAUAAGACGGAUUUAUAAAAAGUAUCUGAAAUUAAA